GUUUAUACAGAAGUUCAAACUUCAGACACCCUAGAGAGAGAAAAUCAGCGAGGGACAAUGGCGACGGCGGAGAACAAGUCCCCCUUCAUAGAACCACCAGACGAGCUCCGGUGCCGGCGGAGUGACGGCAAAUCAUGGCGGUGCCAUCACUGGAGGAUUCACGACAGCAGCUUAUGCGAGGAGCAUUACUUUAAUGCCAGGGCCAAGUCCUUGAAAUAUCAAAAACCAAACAAACCCAACGCUUCUUCAGCUUCAGCGCCACCAAUGCACCACGGUGAAGAGAACAACCAACGAGCUGUUCGGGCCACGCGCCGCCGGAGUCAGAAACCGAAGAGAUUUCGCGAAGAAGAAGAGGAAGCGUCUCUUCCUGAGGUAAAUGCUCAGGUGAAACGAAAAUGUCGAAAGGAGGAAGAGGAAGACCCUGAAGGAACGGUGCUGCUACUAGACAGGAGGGUCAGGGUCAGAGAGAAGAUCAAGAAAUUGCUUCAAUCGAUUGAACGUGAAGAAGGAGAAGAAGGAACAAUGACGAGAAGGAGAAGCUUUUCCUCCAGAAAUGAUCAGAAACUGUCUUCUUCGUCCAAGAGUGAGAAGAAAUCGAGUGUUCCUCUUCCUCGGUCGUGUCAUCAGUGUCAGAAGAAUGAUAACAGGGUUGUUCGCUGUCAAAACUGCAAUGCCAAACGCUUCUGCGUCCACUGUAUUCGGAGAUGGUAUCCGCAAAUGUCUGAGGAGGCUAUAGCAGAAUCUUGUCCAUAUUGUCGAGGAAAUUGUAACUGCAAGGCAUGUUUAUGCAGAAAAGUCCCAGCUAUGAAUUCAGGAAAUUUAGGAAUGCCUCUAAAUCAAGAUGAAAAGGUUCAACAUUUGAAGCAUUUGGUGAGAACAUUGUAUCCUUUUCUGGAACAAUUUAAUCACGAGCAGCAGUUGGAAUUGGAGAUGGAAGCAAAAAUUAGAGGUUUAUUGCUUUCAGAUUUAGAAGUAAACCAAACUGUUUGUUUCGCAGAUGAGCGUAUAUAUUGCAACAAUUGCAAAACCUCUAUAAUUGAUUUUCAUAGGAGCUGCCCAAAUUGUUCGUAUGAUCUUUGCCUUACAUGUUGCCGGGAAAUUCGUGUUAGAAGAGUGCCUUUAGAUCUGCACUCAUUCAAGAAAGAAUCACCAGAUAUUUGUCUUGGUUCAGGCUCUAAGCAUGUGUGGAGAGCAAUGAAAAAUGGUGCCAUUUCCUGUCCACCAAAGGAUAAUGAUGGUUGUGGACAUGAAUAUCUUGAGCUGAAAUGCAUACAUUCACAAAAUUGGAUUUCAGAAUUAAAGGAAAAGGUGGCAAGAUUAGUCAAAGUUCAUGGACUAGAAGACGUGGCUGCAGUUUCUGCACAGUGUACCUUGUGCUUCAAUUCACAUGAUGAAAGUGACUCCAUUAACAAGAAGUUGCGGAAAGCUGCCUCUCGAGAAGACUCAAAAGACAACUAUUUGUAUUGUCCUUCUGCUAGUGAUGCUAAAUGUGGGGAUCUGGAACACUUCCAGGGCCAUUGGAUUAAGGGAGAACCAAUUAUUGUUAGGAAUUCUCUUGAGUUAACAUCUGGCUUGAGCUGGGAGCCAAUGGUAAUGUGGCGUGCAAUGCGUGAAUUGACUUACCAUCAUUCCAAACAUUUGAACGUGAAAGCAAUUGACUGCCUAGAUUGGUGUGAGGUUGAAAUAAACAUCCAUAGAUUUUUCAAGGGAUACUCAGAGGGUCGUACUCAUCGUGACUCAUGGCCUGAGGUGCUCAAACUCAAAGAUUGGCCCCCGUCUAAUUCAUUUGAGCGGAAGUUACCACGUCAUGGUAUGGAGUUUAUUAGUGCCUUACCUUACAAAGAGUAUACACACCCUCGCUCUGGUUUUCUUAACAUGGCCACAAAGCUGCCGAAGAAAUCUUUGAAACCUGACUUGGGGCCAAAGACAUAUAUAGCAUAUGGCUUUGCUGAAGAGCUUGGAUGUGGAGACUCUGUGACCAAGCUUCAUUGUGACAUGUCAGAUGCGGUAAAUAUCUUGAUGCAUACUGAGGAAGUGACCCUCAGGUCUGAACAUCUUGCCAAAAUAGAGAAGUUGAAACAACAGUAUGCUGCUGAGGACAGAAGUGAACCUUUUCAAGUUUUGCAGGAAAAAAAUGAUUGUAAGGGGGAAAAUGUUGGGGAUGCGACAGGAUGUAUUAGUCAGCCUAUGCAUUCUGGAAAUUUGCAUAGAGGGCAAGAAUUUGCCAAGGGAGGCGCUGUCUGGGAUAUCUUUCGGAGACAAGAUGUUCCCAAGCUUGAGGAAUACCUUAGAAAUCAUUUUAGGGAAUUCAGACAUUUCUAUUGUUCUCGAGUGGAGAAGGUUUUUCAUCCCAUUCAUGAUCAAGUUUUUUAUCUAAAUUCUCAUCAUAAAAGGAAGCUGAAGGAAGAAUUUGGAAUUGAACCUUGGACUUUUAUACAAAACCUUGGUGAGGCAGUCUUUAUACCUGCUGGGUGCCCCCAUCAAGUUAGAAACAUGAAGUCAUGCAUAAAGGUUGCUUUAGAUUUUGUCUCUCCUGAAAAUAUCAAGGAAUGUAUUCGUCUAACUGAGGAAUUUCGCACUCUUCCAUCAAGCCAUAGAGCAAAUGAAGAUAAACUUGGGGUGAAGAAAAUGUGUCUCCAUGCAUUGAGCCAGGCUGCAGACGAUUUGGAGAAUCUCGUGGAAUGAUAGUAGAGUAGCAGCAUGUAAUUGAGCAGCAUAUAUACAUAACCACGUUUUUGAAGGUAUGCAUAGCCAUGUUGAUAUGUGGAUACCCUUAACCAAUUGCACUUGGAUUCUUAAACUAGAUAGUGCUUGGUGAGGAAAUGAAUGUUAUGCUAAUGAUUGUCCUUUUCCCAUCAUCGUCUUUUUAAAAUGAAGGCUUCGCUCAUUUGCUUUGGUCCCUUGUGCCUUGCAGCAAGUUGUGUAUGAAGGUGGGUUUAGUCUCAAUUAGGUCUCAUGGAUUAUCAUUGAUCACUGACUUCUAAUGGUUUGAUGUUGGCCUACAAGUAAAUAAACUUGCCCUACUUUUCAUUUUUAAAUAAAUGGGAAGUUUAU
Lotus japonicus is the source of this 3054-nucleotide messenger RNA. Its product is annotated as lysine-specific demethylase JMJ26-like. Gene Ontology annotation, cellular component: histone deacetylase complex; chromatin. Gene Ontology annotation, biological process: regulation of transcription by RNA polymerase II. Gene Ontology annotation, molecular function: chromatin DNA binding; transcription coregulator activity; histone H3K9 demethylase activity. NCBI's taxonomy places the organism in Eukaryota, Viridiplantae, Streptophyta, Magnoliopsida, Fabales, Fabaceae. The coding region runs from base 58 to 2685 and encodes 875 amino acids. The transcript is spliced from 11 exons. The record is from RefSeq and is a predicted model, not a curated record.